CGCGAACGCUCUGAUGGAGGCGGAAAGAUCCGGCGGGGUGGCGGGAGGAACGAACCAGAGCCCCGCGGGAAGCGGAGCGGGGCGCAAUCCUAACGGGCCGAAGGCUGCGCUCGGUCCCGCUCCCACCGCAGCCGCCGCCGCCGCGGCAACCGGGGCGAUGGCUGGAUCCUCCCAGCCGCGAGAUCCGCAGGACGGGGACGCGGGCCUCUCGUUGCCCGGCAUUUUACAUUUCAUCCAGUACGAGUGGAGCCGCUUUCAAGCCGAGAAAUACCGCUGGGAGGCCGAACGAGACGAGCUGAGGGCUCAGGUGGCGUUUCUGCAGGGUGAGAGGAAAGGUCAGGAGAACAUGAAGCAGGAUCUGGUGCGGAGAAUCAAGAUGCUGGAGUACGCUCUGAAACAGGAGAGGGCCAAACAUCAGAAGCUGAAAAGUGGCACUGACCAGAGCCCUGGAGAGAAGAAACCAGAGACAGAAGCUGAACCAAUACCCAAUGGGCCUGCAGAUUCAGAUUCGGAACCAACCAAUCAGAUGCCUUGGAAGGAGGGCCGUCAGUUAUUGCGCAAGUACCUGGAGGAGGUGGGGUAUUCUGACACCAUCUUGGACAUGCGCUCCAAACGCGUUCGUUCCCUUCUGGGUCGCAACAGUCCAGAGGCGAACGGGCCUCCUCCGAGCGAAGCGCCUGCGGAACCAGAACCUCGCGGUGGAGGAGAGUCACUGCUAGUGCGCCAGAUUGAAGAGCAGAUCAAACGCCGUGCUGGAAAAGAGAGCUCUAAAGAACGGAUGGGCAGCUCCGUCCUUGAUAAGAUUCCUUUUCUUCGUGGCUGUGAGGACGACGAUGAGGAUGACAGCGACGAAGAGGAGGACUUCCAAGGCAUGACCACGGACUGCAUUGACGGUCGCAAAAACAAGAAGUCCAGGAGCAAGAUGGCCGGAGAGCCCAUGACCACGGACCUCGACCCCGAGGACGACGACGACGAAGAUGAUUCUGAGGACGCUCUGGGCGAGUUUGAUUUCUUGGGCUCAGGAGAAGAAGGCGAAGGGGCGGGAGAAGCUCGCAUAUCUGGAGACGGCCGUGAAUUAGGUUCGGAGAACCGUCGGAAUAAGUUGCAAGGCAUCAUGUCAGAUUUUCCUCCAAAACCUGCUCCACCUCCUUCUAUCCCGGGACAGACACGCUCCGGAGAGGGGGGAGCUCUGGGUUUCUCAUCUGACGUCUUCAUUCUGGAUGCGGUUGGAGGAGGGGAUAUGAACCUCGGAGAGCUGGCUGACCUCACCGUUGCCAACGACAACGACCUCACCAUUGACUUGCAGGACAGUCGAGAAGAGUUCAAAAAGACGUGGAACCCUCGCUUCACGCUUCGAAGCCACUUCGAUGCCAUCCGAGCGUUGACCUUUCACCCCAGCCAGGCCGUGCUGCUGUCCGCGUCCGAGGACGGGACGCUCAAACUGUGGAACCUCAACAAGGCGAUGCACUCCAAAAAAAAUGCAGCGCUGGACGUUGAGCCCAUUUAUACAUUCAGAGCACACAGUGGUGCUGUUUUGUCUCUGGCUAUGGGAGAGGAAGGAGAAUCGUGCUUCAGCGGUGGUCUGGACGGCACGGUGCGCUGCUGGAAGAUUCCAGACCUUAACGUGGAUCCUUACGACAACUACGAUCCGGGUGUGGAGAGCAGUGUGUUGUCAGGCCACGAGGACACGGUGUGGGGUUUAGCGUACUCCUCCAGCCUCAAGCGUUUGGCCUCCUGCUCUGCGGACGGGACUGUGCGGAUCUGGGACCCCCAUAAUUCCUCACCGUGCGUGUCUGUUUUCAACAAGGAGAAAGAACAUGGCACUCCCACCUCGGUUGCCUUUGUAAACUCUGACCCGUCCCAGGUUGUCGUGUCCUUCGAUGCGGGCGAGACUCUGCUUUAUGACCUCAACACAGAGCAAAGCAUCAUGGUCCUGGAGAACCAGGCUAAGGAUGGCAGCGAGCUGAUUAACCGCGUGGUCAGCCAUCCGACCCAACCGAUUUCCAUUACAGCCCACGAGAACCGCACCAUCCGCUUCCUGGACAAUAAGACAGGCAAAGUGAUUCAUUCCAUGGUGGCUCACCUGGAUGCUGUAACCUGUCUUGCCACGGACCCUAAAGGCACUUACCUCAUCUCCGGCAGUCAUGACUGCUCCGUGCGCUUGUGGAUGCUGGACAAUCGCACGUGUGUGCAGGAGAUCACAGCACACAGGAAAAAACACGAUGAGGCCAUUCAUGACGUAGCCUUCCACCCCUCGCAGCCCUUCAUCGCCAGUGCAGGGGCCGACGCGCUCGCCAAGAUCUUUGUUUGAUUUUCUCACUGGGGAUCUACCCUCACUACUGGGCCAAAAGAGUGAAAUGCCGAGUAUUCGCACACACACACACACACACACACACACAGACAGACACACACACUUGCUCACUAAACGAGGGGAACAACGUCCUACACAUCACUGCCUGUGUUAAAGGCACACAACUCAAUAACCCAUCCUUUUUUUUUUUUAUUUGAUACAAACUGCUUUUAAUACUAAUGACUUUGCUGCUCAUGUCCUGAUUUCGGUUUUAGUCUACACUACUAAUAACCUGCACAGUGUGUUGCGAGGGAUGUCCAAUCUGUUGACGGAUGGACCCACACAAACACACCUUAACACAACACACGCAAACACACCCUGGAUUUUAAUUUCAUGCUCGGUUUAGGUUGAGGAUUUGAAGGCUCUCGGUAAACAAGGCAUUACCCAAGCCUGCACAUUUUCUCAAUGUAAAUUGCAUUAGUGCUAAUCUGUGAAUUAAUGUCCUCGCGUAACUGUUGCCUAGAAACGUGAGGCGAUCGAUGCAUUUCAUUCCAAAGACUGCUUUAGAUGAGGGUUUUUUUUGUUUUUGGUUGCGUUUUAGCUGCAAGUACAACACAGCUUUACCUUUAGCCUCACAGCUAAGAGCCUUAGUAUUUCAGCCUUUCAUAAUCAGUUCAACACAUUUCAUUCGUAUGACGAAUACACUUUGAACUAAAACCAAACACGUGUACCUGCGUGUGUGCGUUUGCGACGGUGCUAGCGCAAGCAUUUCGCAAUCGCCGUCUUCAUUCAUAUCCAAUCAGGUGGCGUUAUCCGUAAUAGUCAGGUGACUGUCGAGUAGUGUAUUUAUUGUAGUGUUCGGUAUCGGUCGGAAGAUUCCCAUGGGAAGAUCUGCAGUUGGAUGCGUAACUGAUUUCUGUAUAUAAGCAGGAUGCGCUGUACAUAGCACACUUGUUUCACAACCUUGGUGCUAAGAUCUCCUCCGAAUCAGGGACCUGUUCACGACGAGGGUCGUCAAGUAUCAAAACUCGGUUAAUGCCUGCCAUUCCUCAGAGUCAUCACGUACGGUUCUUUGGCAUUUCGGAAAUACAGCAAGAGUUACGGGAAAUUCAAAAUAGUUCUGGAGUGCCCAAGUGGCUUUUAAGGUUUUGUCAGGGUAUUUUUAAGACGACGAACUCCGCCCUGGAGGUUCAUCGCUUGGGGAUUGUCGCCAAAAAAGAAUAAACAAAAAUCGAAACCAACUACAAGUUGCAGUGUUUCAGUACAGCUGUAUUGUCGAUUUCUGAGUUUUUAGACAUCUGUGAUCUCGACCAGAGUCUUUUAUUUUUUUUUUGCUGAAAAGUGGAGAACAAAGCAAAGCUCGAAUUGGGAUUUUAAGUGAUGAGAAACUAGUGCCGCCCAGUUUUCAGUUGACUUGCAAAGAGGCCCAGUGGUGAAACUUGGACGGCUUCAAAAAGUCCUCUUGAUGGGUUUGUGCUGUUAGUCAAUGCGAGGUGCUUCAGAGUAAAAUAGCCUUGAGAAAAGCUUUUUAAGUGGGGGAAAAAAGCGGGGAAACUUACUACUUAUUGGCUAAGCAAUGAGUACAAGACGGCAACUCUGAAACUUGAUGGGGUGGGGGAUAAUAAGGUGAAAUGAAGAAUCAGACCUGAAUCUGAUCUUUAGGUUUCUUAGUCGGACGGGGACUGGUCUUGAGGUCUGGAGAACAAAGGUCACAUUUUGUAUUAGCCAGUUUCCGUUUUCUGGGGGUUAUUUUUAUCCUUUUACUGGUUUUCCGUGGUCAUAGACGAGUGGCCAGAAGCGACAAAAAGACUGAUGGGCCAUAAAGAGCGCUCUUGCAUAAUGGAGCCAAGUCAGUUCUUAACCAUCCAACUCGGAAAACAAGGUAUCCUACAUGGAGGUCUGAUUUUUACAAGGAAAACCGGUUGGAGUGAUUUUUAUUUUUUUUUUAAUUGAUAAGUUCAUGUCUCAUGUCGCUUGUCCAAUGUCGAGACCGCCAUUUUGGGCUAUUCGCCUAGUCAGUGAAUGUCACAUAACCACAGACUUGAGUUCAGUGGAAUCCAUAAUCCUUUGCUGCUUACCUCUUACCUAGUAACUUCGCACCGCACACUAACGGUUAGCUUUAUGCUACACUACAUGUGUAGGAUCACACGAACGGUUCGGUUCAUCCAUGUAUUGCUGCAUCGUUACGUUCUCUUCCAAAGACUGCCGAUUGCAUGGGUGUUUAGACGAGUCCUGCUGUCUCUUUUGUACACCUCUAUUUCCGCACCCCUCGAUGCAAUGUGAGUCUUGAAAUUACAGUGACAAAACACAUUCCUUACCGAGAGAGGACGAAUCUGUGUAAAAAAAAAAAAAAAAAAAAAGUAAAGUUUGAAAGAAACGGAAAAUGUUUAUAUGUUUGAAAAGCUGCCAAUGCAAAAUGUAACUCUCCCAUUUUCUCACUUACUUGCUUUUCUUUACUAGACAUAUUAUUAUGAUUACUAGUAAUAAGGUGUAAGAUGACAGUAGUACCUUUUUUGCUAGGCUUGAGACUUGCUUGUGAUUGUGUAAAAGCCUAAACAACAGAAAAUUGUAUGGAAAUUUAAGGAAAAAAAAAAAAAAAAAAAAAAGAAAAUGUUUCAGUCCACAGCCAAGGUAAAAGGACUUUUUAAGUGUUUUUAUUUUUUAAAGCAAUUUAUCACUGUGUGAUAUUUUGUACAUCAUAUUAAGCUGUAUUCAAACUAUAUCCU
Puntigrus tetrazona (Sumatra barb) is the source of this 5016-nucleotide messenger RNA. RefSeq names its product striatin, calmodulin binding protein 4 (gene strn4). The record is from RefSeq and is a predicted model, not a curated record. Lineage: Eukaryota; Metazoa; Chordata; Actinopteri; Cypriniformes; Cyprinidae. The transcript is spliced from 18 exons. Gene Ontology annotation, cellular component: dendrite. The coding region runs from base 14 to 2311 and encodes 765 amino acids. Gene Ontology annotation, molecular function: calmodulin binding; protein phosphatase 2A binding; armadillo repeat domain binding.